UGUGCGGUCCCCACCACUCAAGGAUUAAACUUGGACAGGUCUCCUUCUCCAGAGGAUAAGAAGAGUAUUGACUGGAUUGGGGAGGUGAUGAAGAGCUGCUGAAGCCGGGCUGUCGUUGAACCUGUGAACACUGUUUGAUAUUUAGGGGGGGUUUCUUUUUUGGUUGUGUUGUUUAGCCCUCUCCCUCUGAGUAGAGGUGAAGAGGUGACUCUGGAAGUGCUUGCAGAGGAAUUUAAGCAGAAGCAGAGAUUUGAUCCCACUGAGCUGCCACUGGUCUGCAGGCAGUUUUGUGUUUUUAUUCUCUUUUAAUCAUUCCCUUGAUGCUGAGGCAGAAUGGACGGCUCCUCUCUGUUGGACACCAAUUACAAUGACACUUACGUGGAUGAGCGUUUUUACUACGAGGACAACAUUGAUGCGUUUGGCAUCACCAUGGCCAUUCUCUACCCGUUGGUGUGCAUCCUGGGACUAGCUGGGAAUUCCCUUGUCAUCAUCGCCAUUGUGAAAUUAGACAAAAUGUCAUCGUCCACGACGGUGUAUGUUUUCAACCUGGCCCUGGCCGAUGGACUCUUCAUGGUUGGUCUGCCAUUCAUAGCGAGCCAGAACUUCCUGAACCGCUGGGUGUUUGGUGACAUUGCAUGCAAAGUGGUCAUGGUGCUGGACGGCAUCAACCAGUUCACCAGCGUCUUCUGCCUGACAGUGAUGAGCAUCGACCGCUACAUGGCGCUGGCCGACCCGCUUCGGUUUGCGCGCUGGAGAACGCCGCGCUGCGCAAAGAUCAUUUCGGCGGUUCUGUGGCUGUUCUCGCUCCUCACCAUCCUCCCCAUGGCGCUUCACUUCUCGGCGGAUAAAGGCCUGUGCAUACCAGAGCUCGUCUCGGACACCUGGUGGCUCGGCAUCCUCUCUUACACCUUUGUCAUGGGAUUUGCUCUGCCAUUCAUGAUGAUGAUCGCAUCCUACACGGCGCUCCUGCUCACCCUGCGGCUCCAGCGACUCAGAAGGUCGACACCAAACCAGGAAAGCCACCGGCUGGAGCGACAGGUCACCAGGAUGGUGGUGGCGGUGGUGGUCGUGUUUGGAGUGUGCUGGCUGCCGUUUUACACCUUCAACUUCUGCUCCCUGCAUCAAAGUGGUCUGGUGCUGACUUUCGCCAGAGCUUUUGAGUGCAUGGUCCUUUUGUCCUACUCAUGGAGCUGUGCUAACCCCAUCCUCUACGCCUGCCUCUCCGAUACCUUCAGGAGGCACUUCCGCACCCUCCUCUGCCCCAUGGUCAAGUCAUCUCCCAGCAUGCAGUGCAACACUGAACGGUAUGACUUGAAUGACACAGGGGCGCGGGAUGUCACCAUACUCGCAUAGAGAGAAGACUAAAGACUGAGUCACCAUUUAUUUCCAUUUCCUGCACUGCAUGAUACCUUCAACUUAUUUACUCAUUUGAUUGUAAUUAACCCUAAUUUUAGUUUUUAUUUGUUAUUUUGGAAACAGUUACAGAUUAUUGUUGAACAUAUUUUCUUUAAGCUUGUUAUUUCCUGGGUGAUUGAGUUCGGUUUCUUCCUAACUGUGUAACCACACAUGUGUACACAAGGUGAUAACUCAUAGCCGUCUCAAAUAACAGUGUUUGAUAUCAUGUCUACAGAGACUCCUGGUGAUCGCACACUCCACUGUUUGAGUAGUGACUGUAAAUCAUUCUCACCAGCUGUAAAGUUUACCCUGUCCUCCCUGUGUAAACGAAAGGGUUGGCUUUCUGCUUUCCAAUUUCUUUCUCACGAAAAAAUGUCUUUAAAGGUCAAGAAAGGCCAAAAAAACAUACUUUUUUCAUUCAUUUUUUUCAUUUUGACUUCGAGGAUUUUCCAUAAAGCUCUUCAUCCGACAAAUCCCCCCCCACUUGUUAAGAGUGCAGACCCCCUCCUCCCCGCUCCGUCUGACUCAGACGUGUUGUAUAAUUUGUCGUCUAAUAACUCAGACGGCCGAGCUGACCUGCUCUAGUGCAUCUCCUUAUACUGCUUUUCACCAGGAACUAAUGAAAUGCGGCACAAGAGGCUUGAAGUGAGGACAGGUGGAGUGUAAACAGCGUAGCAUGGGUCACAUGCCUUUGGCCAAACACCAGCACACAAAGACGCACACAGACACACACACACAGACAGGCCCCUCGACUCCCACAGCUGGUGGCUUUCGAGUGUUGAAUAGCGUCAAAUGUGUGUGUGUUUGUGCGUGGGUGGCCAUGUGCAUGCAUCUCUAUGUCUUGUAUGUCAAGGUUAGGCCUUAGAAAUAUAUGUUGUUUUCUAACCAUGCAUUUACAUAGACAACCUGCUGCAUUAUGAAUGUAAAUUUGUUACACAUGUUGACCUCUAGAGGGCACACCAGAGAGCUCACACCUCAAACAACCACUGGAUUUUCAUUAUGUAAACAAUAAACAUGACGACACGAAAUUGGUCUUUGUAUUCUGCGGCCAGUUCAGGCAACUGAUUACUGGUGGACAAAAAACACCGUUUACAACAAUUUCCAACGUGGGCAGACGUAGCAAACUCAGAAUUGAUUUCCACAUCAACUUACAAAAUUAUAUUCAUCUGUCCUCAGCUAAUUUGACUGGCAUGUUUGUCAUACGUUUAACAUACAGACCUAGGUAAGUGCAGAAUUCCUCUAUUAGCAUGUCUUCAAAACUUUCCACAAUACUGUUUGUACACUGCCCCCUACCUUUCAUGCACAUAUUGCGAUUGCAUACGGGUAGCGCUAAUUUUUGAGGACAUGCCAAAUGGACCAAGGAUAUGUGACGCUGCCAUCAUGCACUCCGGAAUGUGUAUUUUAAAACAAGUAUAUGUCCUAACUUGCUGUUGAUUUUCUUAAAUUUUAUUAAGUUAGCUAAAAACCUUGUGUAAUGAAAAUUACAGCAGAUGAGACAUUUUAGAAGCAGUCUUGGGUGUAGCUUGAUUAAAAUGCUUUUUAUGGGGCCAACAUUGUAGAAACAUUAUUUGCACACGUGUAGAGAAUUGUGUAACGGUAUCUCAACCUGUGUGUGUGUGUGUAACCAGAUUCGUAAACGUGUAAAAGAAUCAGCAAACGCAUGCUGAGAUUUGCAAAUGCGUACAGGAAUCUGCAAACGCGUAUUCAGAAUGUGUGUAAUCAUAUAUUAAACAUCUGUAAAUGUGCAAUUACAUUUGCAAGUAUGUUCAGACUGAAUGUGAACGUGUGUGGACAAAUCUGCUGAUAUGUGAAUAGAUCUAUAAAUGUGUAGAUACAUUUUUUACCCGUUUAUAUAGAUAUUAAUGGCUACAAAGGGAAAAUGUUUAGCUACAACAGCUGGAAAUAUAUUUACAACUCAGACGGGCCUAUCAUUUUAGGAUUUUUGCCAAACUUCUGGUGCAUCACAUGGUCAAAUGCGUGGAUGCAGGUUGAUAUGGACAAAUCUCCAUAAGUAUUACACACCCAUGGAUUGAGAUACAGUUACACAACACACACACACACCCACACACACACACACACCCACACACACACACACACACACACACACACACACACACACACUCAAAUAACAUUGCUAUAUUAUAUAUAUAUAUAAAAACAACAGACAUUCACCUGAAUACAAAGAAAAUUUCAUGUAGUAGCAAGUACAUGCUUCUUUUAAUUACCUUCCAUUCAUGUCAGUACUCUGGUGUCAGCUUUAAAAGCCCCUUUUCAAAGGAAUGCAUUAUGCAUCAGAACGAGAGACGACAAAUGUAAACACCGUCAACACUGACCGGAGGAUCCAAUCACAGCAUCUGAAGACUCAGAUUUACACAUGUAAAAAGAAAUAUCUUUUUCUAUUUGCAUUCAAAAUCUGUGAUGUAAAUAUGUAUAAAUAAUCUGUCAUAAUCUGUAUUUUGUAGAGAAAUGUAUGAUAUAUGAUGAUAUUUGAACAUAUACCACAGAUUUGAGUGUCUCCUUUUUAAACUGCGUGUCAGUGUUCUGUUACUGAACUGUUAGUGAUACUAAAUGUGAAUAAAGACAUGUUGCCUGGGCUCGAA
Messenger RNA from Hippoglossus stenolepis (Pacific halibut), 3995 nucleotides. RefSeq names its product somatostatin receptor type 5. Gene Ontology annotation, biological process: cellular response to glucocorticoid stimulus; regulation of insulin secretion; neuropeptide signaling pathway. The record is from RefSeq and is a predicted model, not a curated record. NCBI's taxonomy places the organism in Eukaryota, Metazoa, Chordata, Actinopteri, Pleuronectiformes, Pleuronectidae. Gene Ontology annotation, cellular component: membrane; neuron projection. The transcript has a single exon. The coding region runs from base 334 to 1353 and encodes 339 amino acids. Gene Ontology annotation, molecular function: somatostatin receptor activity; neuropeptide binding.